AGCAAAGAGAAGAAGAAAGUGAACUGCAAGCCCAAGAACCAGGAUGAACAGGAGAUCCCUUUCCGUCUCCGGGAGAUUAUGAGGAGCCGCCAGGAGAUGAAAAACCCGAUCAGUAACAAGAAGAGGAAGAAAGCAGCCCAGGUGACCUUCAGAAAGACAUUGGAGAAGGAGGCAAAGGGAGUGGAGCCCGACAUUGCCGUCCCCAAGUUCAAACAGAGGAAGGGGGAGUCCGAUGGGGCCUAUAUGCAGCGCAUGCAUCAAGAGGCCCAGCACGUGCUGUUCCUCAGCAAGAACCAGGUCCCCCGGCAGCCAGAGGUACAGGCGGCUCCCACGGAGAGGUCUGAGCAGAAAAAAGCAAAAAAAGCGUUCCAGAGGCGGCGACUAGAUAAAGUCCAACGGAAAAAGGAGGAAAAGGCGGCCGACAGGCUGGAGCAGGAGUUGCUCCGAGACACGGUGACGUUUGGAGAGGUUGUCCUGCAGCCCCCAGAGCUGACUGUCAGGCCCCGGAGGAGCGUAAGCAAGGACCAGCCUGGCAGGAGAUCGCAGAUGCUGAGGAUGCUUCUGAGCCCCAGCGCUGUGUCCCAGCCCCUGACCGCCUCCUUGGCUCGCCAGCGGAUUGUGGGGGAGGAAAGAGAGCGGGCCAUGCAGGCCUACAGGGUGUUGAAGCAGCGGCGGCGGCUGCUGCACGGGGAGCGACCCCACCUCACUUCCCGGAAGAAGCCAGAGCCGCAGCCAUGAUGGAGAGACACCCGGGGCCUGGCCAUGCUCCUGGGAAACUGGCACCAGGAGCUGCCACACCUGGGUAGGGGAGAGGCAGGCCAUGCCAGCAGUGUGGGGUGGGGCCUCCAGCUACUUGUUUACACGUUAGGCACUAGCGGGUCCACAUCUUGCAAGGGGUGAGUGUCCGAUGGACUAGGGCCAAGGCCUGGUUGACAGACGGCCCGUGGGGCCCGGUGUCACUCACAGCGCCAUGUCUUUGUUUUGAACGUCCAUUCUGAGUCUCAGCCCAGGUGCACCUUAGGAAGGGGUGAGUCCCUGUCCCUGAACACCAACUAGUGAGACAGCUGAUAAGGCUGGCUCGGUGUGUGACGGAGGCCCUGGGAGUCAGCAGAGCCGAGCGCACAGUGCACAUCAGGCAGAGCAGGCCACGGGCAGGGAAGACGCUUCGGGGCAGGGCCACUGGGCACAUCUGGACCACC
This is a messenger RNA of Mandrillus leucophaeus (drill), 1199 nucleotides long. RefSeq names its product coiled-coil domain containing 137 (gene CCDC137). The record is from RefSeq and is a predicted model, not a curated record. The transcript has 5 exons. The annotation marks the transcript as partial. Lineage: Eukaryota; Metazoa; Chordata; Mammalia; Primates; Cercopithecidae.